Staurois parvus is the source of this 453-nucleotide messenger RNA. Lineage: Eukaryota; Metazoa; Chordata; Amphibia; Anura; Ranidae. The record is from the annotation of a GenBank genome assembly.
UUCACAGAUGACCUGCACAAAUUAGUGGAUGACUGGGCCAAGGAGAAUGCAGGCAAUAUCCAUCAAAAACCCAGUCUGAAUCAGAUCAAACAGAGCCAAAGCCGCCCAGAGUCAGAAAGCUGGAAUCGGGUUCAUGAGAAUUCAUCAGCUGCCCCUGGCUUCACAUCGACCUGGAUGCCCACGAUAUCUCCGAUUCACGGGACUGUUCCUGCUGCUAUUUCUUCAUCUCUUGUACUCCCCAACUACCCAACAGGAGGAAUUCAAUCAUACCCUGUAUCACACACCUGCCAGUUCAAUGCAAUAGGCAGCACUGGCUACCCAGUACAAUGGCCUACCCAGACACCGGGACAUCCCUCACAGCAUCUUGCAGCAUUCCAACCUGGAAUCGGGAUGCAAGCAUUUCCCUCUGCUACAGCCCAGAAAGCUGCUACAAUACCAACAUCCCCCAAAUGA